Messenger RNA from Elgaria multicarinata webbii, 3878 nucleotides. Its product is annotated as nuclear GTPase SLIP-GC-like. The transcript is spliced from 19 exons. Lineage: Eukaryota; Metazoa; Chordata; Lepidosauria; Squamata; Anguidae. The coding region runs from base 90 to 2387 and encodes 765 amino acids. Gene Ontology annotation, molecular function: GTPase activity. The record is from RefSeq and is a predicted model, not a curated record.
GCAGCUUCUUGGUCUCCGCUAGGACUGUGCCAGGAACUUUGGAGUUGAUUGCAGGCUUGCAGAGAACGGAUCCACCAAAUCCCCAGACCAUGGCCACUGGGAAUCCCAAUGCCUCCCCCACAGUAACUGAGACUGAAGACAACGAGAUGGAGUUGUUGACUGAAGAGCCCAGAGGAGCUGAGGAGGACUCCACAGCUGAAACGCCGCGCAAGCGAAGGAGGAGAGAAGACAAGUACCAAGUCUUUGAAUCAAGGGAGAAAGAGAUCCUGAAGAAGUAUGAAAAGCUGGAAUCCAAGACAAGGAAGGUUCUCAGCACAACAUACGAUAAAUUGUUUGCUGUUUUGUCCCAGGACACGAUGCUAGAUGGAGUGAACUAUCUCAAGGAGCGACUGAUCACCUUGAAAAAAAAGUGUUCCUUGGACCCCAUUUUCAUUGGUUUUCUGGGCCGUACAGGAGCUGGGAAGACCUCCCUGCUCAAUGCCAUUAUAGGGAAGAAGCUGUUCAUGCCAGUAUCUGGGGAAAAAGCUUGUACUUCAUGCAUCGUGCAGGUGAAGAAAAGUAAGAGUGAGUUCUACGAGGCUGUAAUUCACCUUCUCACAAAAGAGGAAUGGAGUAGUGAGUUGAAGGACCUUGUGGAGGUUUUGAGCAAGAAUGGGGAUGACGAUGAAGGUUCCUCUCACGAGAGUGUAAGCGAUGCCAAGGAUAAGCUCUGUGCGCUUUAUGGGGCUGGAGCUGACCAGAAAAGUUAUGAAGAAUUGUUGAAGGCAAAACUUGUGACGACUAUUCCUGCCAAAAGAACCAUCUCAAUUAAGGAGAAGGAGGUGACUACAUUCUCCGAAAAACUGGGACCUUACAUUUGUGUGAAGGAAAACCAUUCUUUUGAAGCCUGGCCACUAAUCAAGUACGUGGAAUUGGACAUUCCAGCAUCGGACUUGGUUCCUGAAGGCAUCACGUUUGUGGACAUUCCUGGGACAGGAGACUUUAACAAGAAAAGAGAUGAAAUGUGGAAAGAGAAUAUUGAUAAAUGUUCAGUCAUCUGGGUUAUCGCUGACGUUGUGCGCAUUGAAGGAGAGAAAGUCCAAGAAGCAUUGCUGGAGGAAAGCAUCAAGGCAUAUAUAGGAGGAAUCUGCACUGACAUUGCCAUGGUGGUCACCAAAACGGAUAUUCUGGAACUUGAUGAAUAUAGGAGGAAUAGAACAAAUAAUAAUACUCCCAUCGAGAAUAAACACGAUGCCAUUUUAGAGAGGAACCAAGAUGUGAAGAAGAAGAAGGAGAGAAGUAUUAGGGAGAAGCUGAAGAGAAAGCUUCCACCUGACGCAGAUGUCUUGAAUAAGGAUGAUCUGGUUUAUACUGUCAGUGCCAAGCAAUUUUGGAAAAGAAAACAUCUCAGCGAAGAAGAAACAGAAAUACCAAAGCUGCGGGAAUACAUCAGGAGGAUCUAUCUGAAGGAGAAGGAGAGGCUGGUGACAGAUUAUGUGACGGAAACUUUGGGAAUUCACCUGCUUACUGAGAACAUUGGUUCUGAACAACAGCUUGUGGAGCGGCAUUUUCAGGAGAGUGGAGUCGAACAGUUUGUGAAUGAGAAGAUCGACGCUUUGGGGGAGAAACUUGAAAGUCUUUUCACUCAGAUGAAACAGCCCCUCUGUGAUGGAGUGACCAGGGCCAGAAGAUCCUAUAAGAAAAUUCUUGAGGAGAAGCUCACAAGAAAUGGAGGGAACCAAGGUUUCCACAAGGUCCUAAAGGCGGUGUGCUUGAAGAAUGGUGUGUACGCUUCAAGGACGUUUGCCCGCAUAGAUUUCAAUGAAGACCUUGCCAGGCCCAUCUAUGAUAAUGUUGAGAACAUAUUUGGAAACAUAUUUAGGAUCCAAAAAGGAACAAGAUGCAAUCUGUGGCCUCAUUUGGAAGGGUUUAAAAAUGAGGUGCAGGAGAAGAUCAGUCAGAUUGCAAGAAACAACAAAAUACCUGAAGACAAUGGAAAAAUUAAAGCUUUCAUUCAUGAAACAAAUGUCAUCAUGACGAAACUAAGAGCAGAGAUUCUUCAGCAGAAGAUAGUUAUCUACCAGAGCCUUCGAAAAUACAUCCAAUUUGAUCUGAUGCCCUAUUAUGAAGAGGCCUCAACCAUAAGGGGCCCGGGAGCCUGUGAUCAGAUGAAAACCAUCCUCAGGGACAACAUUGACAGAGAGGUCAAGAAGGAGAUGUUUGAGAACGCCAAAAAAAAAAUGGAGAGCUGUUUCCUCGAACUGAAGGAGGAGAUCAUGACGACGCUGAAAAAGGAAACUUCCAUUGUGCUCAAACUGCUCUUGCUGCAUCAGGACCAGCUGGCUGUGAAGUUACCAGAUAUUGCGAACGAGUGCAGAGCUAUCAAGCAGCUCCAUAACAUGUUAUAGAAUUUCUACCUAUAAAGCAGAAAGUAUGUGUGUGUCAUAUAUGUCCAUAAAUGUUUACCCACUUCCAGAUGAGUUGGAAACUUGUCACGGUGAUAGGUCUGGCUGUGUCAUGUACCAGAAAAAUCUAAACACAUGAAUUUUGGGAUUUUAAGUAUUUUUAAAGAAUUUAAUAAAAACCUAGUUUUUUGCCUACAACUCCCAGCAUGCCUUGGGUGGGAGGCCAGACUUACCAGUCUUUGGUAGCCAUUGUGAGUGCAUGGGAAGGUUGCCGCUGCAUGUCUUACACAACCCUGAUUUCUAAGGUUGGUCUCCAGCAGUCAGCCCAAUUCCACAUAAAGGGAAACAACCCACAUAAAUGGGCUGUGUCUGUUUGCGAUGCCUCCUCCCACCCUCUGCGUGGUUUUAAAAUCACAACUAGAUACAACAGCGUGACUUUGAGGGGUCGAACAUGCUCAAAGGCACUCCAUCCUGAUAUCGCUGUUUUCUCAGGGUCUGGGGGGAGCAAGUGUGCAGCCGUUGACCUUAAGAGGGAGUGAGGAAGGGGAGCACGCUGUCUGGCAGGACUUGGCCAGAGCUGGGUGCAUCCGCUGACAGCCACUUAUCUCCCCUUCUUGGCGAUGCUACUGCUCAAUGCUCUAUCAAGGAGCAGCAUCAGCAACAAGAGGAUGUCUCAGAGGACGCGAGGACUUGCGGGUUGCCAAAGGCAUGCUGGGAGGUGUAGUACUGGCAUGUAGAGUGGCUGAUUUAAAAUAAAGCAUGUGUGAGCAAACCAGGUCACUAUCUCUCAAUCCUAACUCAGCUCCCUCUUCCCUGACCUCUCAGUACUGUAACUACCUUUGUUCUCCUUUCUCCAACUGCCUUUCCCCAACUGCCACUCACCCCGCCCACCAUUCCAUUCUAGCCUCAGCUGUCAGUCAUUCCUCCAUUCACUCUUCUGUUUCAAUGGUAUAGUCAGGCUUUUGCAUCAUAUUCAUAGAAUCAUAGAAUAGCAGAGUUGGAAGGGACCUACAAGGCCAUCGAGUCCAACCCCCCUGCUCAAUGCAGGAAUCCGCCCUAAAGCAUCCCUGACAGAGGGUUGUCCAGCUGCCUCUUGAAUGUCAUCUGCAUCCUUGCCUCGCUCUGGAGAAUUAAGUCGGGGUAAGCACCUAACUUUUUUACCCCGCAGCUUUGGUGGGAAGCCCUGGGGUGGGUAUGCGAUCGCAGCGGCAUCAUAGAAUUGAUGCCACGCCACUGCACACCCACCCCAGGGCUUUCCAAAUGUUUCGACGUCUAGGAAAGGAACUUGCUUAGCUUGGAAUUGGUACAUUUCUAGUAUUCUUCCUUCUUUCGUUUGCUAAGUCUGCUACAGGUUUCAAUAAACACACACACACACACACACACACACACACUCCUGAAGAAAGUCUAUGAAACAUCGAGCCAUGUGUUAUGCUUUUGUAUGUUCCUGCUUCUAUAGCUUGCUAUUUUGUAUUUGAAAUUUUUAAUAAAAAUCUA